Messenger RNA from Penicillium argentinense, 1536 nucleotides. RefSeq names its product cytochrome P450. The transcript is spliced from 5 exons. Gene Ontology annotation, molecular function: monooxygenase activity; heme binding; iron ion binding. Bases 1 to 1536 code for a protein of 511 amino acids. Lineage: Eukaryota; Fungi; Ascomycota; Eurotiomycetes; Eurotiales; Aspergillaceae. The record is from RefSeq and is a predicted model, not a curated record.
AUGGAAUAUAUGCUGCUGCUCCCCGCUGUGGCGGUAGCACUGCUGCUGUUUCUCGCCGUCCGCAUACUCAUCUACCGUCUGUACGCCCAUCCUCUGGCCCAGUUUCCAGGCCCGAAGAUCGCGGCUGCUACGUUCUUAUAUGAAUUCUACUUUGACAUCGUCAAAAGUGGGAUGUAUAUCUGGGAAAUCGAGCGCAUGCAUGAGAAGUACGGUCCUAUCGUGCGCAUCAAUCCCAGAGAACUCCACAUCAAAGACUCCUACUUUUACGACGAUAUCCACGCCGGUCCAUCCAAGAAGCGCUCCAAAGAUCCCAAGUACGCGAUCGCCUUUGGAGCACCCUACUCCCUUGUCGGAACAAUCGGCCACGAUCACCACCGACUGCGCCGCAGCUUCCUGAACAACUUCUUCUCAAAGCGAUCCGUCACAAGCCUGACCCCAUCAAUCCACCAAAAGGUAGACAAACUAAUCCGGCGCUUUGAAAACGCCUCUGAGAAUUCCACCGUCCUCCGCUUACAGCUCGACUUUGCUGCGCUCGCGGCCGACGUGAUCACGCACUACUCGUACGGCUGGAGCUACGGGUAUCUGGACAAUGAAGACAGCUCGAAUAGCAAUGACCUGGUGGAUGCGGUCAAUGGGCUCAUGACCAUGUUCCACAUCAAUCGGUUCUUCCCGAUCCUCAUUACCAUUUUCCGGGCUACGCCGCCGAGUCUGGUCCGUAAGCUUCAGCCUUGCAUGGCGGAUUUGUUCGAUGUGAAGGCAAAGCUUCGCCAACAGGCUAAAGAGACUAUCGAAAUGAAGGAUAAGCUAGAUGACCCCGAGGGAAAGGAAGGUAUGAAUAUCUUUGAUGCGAUGACUGGUCCUGACGUACCGGAAGCGGAGAAGACGCUGGAUCGAUUGGAGGAUGAAUCUGCCUUGCUUCUUGGUGCCGGGACGGAGACUACUGCGAGAGCUAUUGCCGUGUCCAUGUUCCAUGUCAUGAACAACGAGGAGGUGGGGAAGAAAUUGCUAGCUGAAUUGAAGACGGUAUUGGAGACGCCUACUUCAAAGGCUUCAUGGACGGAGCUUGAAAAACUGCCAUAUUUGACUGGAGUUGUCAACGAGGGCCUUCGCCUGAGCCACGGAAUGACCACUAGACUGGGUCGCAUGUCAAGAAACGACCCUAUUCCUUACAAGGAUUGGAUUAUCCCCGCAGGAACACCGAUCAGUCAAUCGAACUACUUCGUCCACAUGGAUGAAACCUUGUUCCCCGAACCCCACAAGUUCGACCCAGUACGCUGGGUUCGAGCCGCAAAGAAAGGUGAACACCUGAGUAGAUUCAUUGUGGCAUUCACCAAAGGCAGCAGACAAUGCCUGGGCAUCAACCUCGCUUAUGCAGAAAUAUAUCUCACCGUGGCCCACGUCGUCCGCAGAUUCGAGUUUGAACCGUAUGAAACGACAGUUGACAACAUCCGUGUCUUCCGUGAUCUGGGAAUUGGGUGUCCUGAGAAGGGUCUUUUUGACGUGAAGGCUAAGGUGAAGGCCAUCAGGAAGAAAUGA